This is a messenger RNA of Lethenteron reissneri (Far Eastern brook lamprey), 4554 nucleotides long. RefSeq names its product protein delta homolog 2-like. Lineage: Eukaryota; Metazoa; Chordata; Hyperoartia; Petromyzontiformes; Petromyzontidae. Gene Ontology annotation, molecular function: calcium ion binding. The record is from RefSeq and is a predicted model, not a curated record.
AGGAGAGAGGCAGGGAGUCUCACGGGCGGGCAGAAGAGAGGGGACACGGAAUGUUGGAGAGAGAGAAUCGAGAGUCGCAGAGACGCAGGGAGACGCGGGGAGACGCGGGGAGCGCUUCGAGGGCAGAGAGAGGUCGUGGCGGAGUGCGGACGAGACGAGAGGGGAGAGGAGAGAGGGCGAUGGAGGCGCUCCUCCGAGUUCCGUUGCUGCUGCUCGCGGCCUCGCUCCUCACCUGCCCGCCUCAACUCGUGCACGGAGCCGAGUGCAAGGAGGGCUGCGAUCUGCGCCAGGGCUACUGCGAGGUUGACGGAGAGUGCAGGUGCCAACCCGGGUGGCAGGGCGAGCUGUGCGGGAACUGCACGCGAUUCCCCGGCUGCCAGCGCGGCUCCUGCCACAUGCCCUGGCAGUGCGACUGCGAGGACGGGUGGACGGGCCGGCUGUGCGACCGCGAUCUGAACUUCUGCGAGCACAAUCGGCCAUGCCACAACAACGGCUCGUGCUCCGACGACGGCAGCGGCGGCUUCGCGUGCGUGUGCGCCGACGGCUUCACGGGCAGCCGGUGCGAGGAGCGCGCUGGGCCCUGUCACCAGCAGGGGUACCCGUGCAAGAAUGGCGGCGCAUGCAUGGAUGAGGCGGGCUCAGCCCACGUCCUCGUGUGCCUGUGCCCACGCGGCUUCUCGGGGCCGCUGUGCGAGGUUCCGCCCGACCCGUGCGCGAACCGUCAGCAGCGCGGGCCGCCCUCUCCGUGUGCUGAGGGCUCCACAUGCGUGCCGCGCGGGCCCUUGCACUUCCUCUGCGUCUGUCCCCCGGGCCAGGCAGGCAGGCGCUGCGAGCUUGCCGCCGCCUCCUCAUCGUCAUCAUCGUCAUCCUCCACCGCCGUACACCCCUCCGCCUUUGCUGCCAGAGCCGCAGCCAGUCUGAUCGGUUCCACCGUGCCGGGCCCGGCAAUGCCUCCUGAACGUUCAUUCGCGGAGCCAACAGAUGCCGGAGAAGAUCUGACCAAAACCGGAGAGGGGAACUCUGAAGCGGCUCAGGCAAGGCCGCAGCCAAACCUUCAGCUCAAGAUAACUGUCGUGGAGACGGAGCAGAGGCGGGAGGGUGGCGAUGGCCUCCUGCUGAGCGACAGCGGCUGGCUGAGUGCCUUGCUCGCUGUGCUGGCCUUCGUCGGCCUGGUGCUGGCGUGCACCCUGGCGGCGCUGCUCCACCGCGAGGGCCUGUGGAGUGCAGUGGCACGGCAUGGCCCUCGGAGAGGUGUCGAGGAGAGCGGCGGCUUGGAUGAUGUCGAGGCCACGGCUGGGUCGCACUCCAACCUCAUUGGACCCGGCCGGCUGAAGCCUCCCUCUGUGAAGGCGGUGGACAACAUCACGACCCUGCUCGAGCCUGGCCAGCUUAACAAGGCCCACAAGGACACCAACCUCCGGCAGAGCCUCGCCUGUGCAAAGUCUCUCCAGGGUUGAGCCCCUGUCCGUCGCGAGCUGCCACUCUUUGCUGGGCCCAAACUGGGGGUUGCGACACCCCCGUGUGACUCUGUUGAACCGUUCCGAUGCCGAGGCGGCCGUUUGUGUCGUCUUCCACGAGCUGCACAGCACCUUAUGACCCCUUCCCUUUUCGCCACCCUCUCAGGCCUCGUAUCUCACCCGAGUAAAGCUCCCCCUUCGUAGGUAAGGAUCUAGGCAAGGUUGUUGUAGAGAUAAGUGAUUGCUCAGAUAUGUUUUUAAAUGACAUUUUUAUAUUAUCGUUUAAAAGUAAAACUGAUGUUGUUGUUGUUGCUGUUUGGAGUUGAACUUUAAAAAAGGCACAAGAUAUCUUAGUGUGUUUAAUUGUGAAAGACAUAGACCGACAUCAAAGUCCCACCUCUAGACUUCUUUUAGUCACACGGACGGCUCUCUGUCUCUCUGUUGCUCGCGUGACCGUGAGGAUGGCCUGAUCACAGGAGGCACAGCACUAGGCUCAUGCGAACGUGUGUGUUGUCGUCCUGUAACCGGUCCUAGACAAUGAAACGUGCUCCACGUGAACAACAUGACUCUACUAACAUCUGGAGCACAGGCACGGAUUUGUAUUUAUUCCAAAUUGUCACCGAUAGUUUAUAUGACACCCAAUUCAAACAGAUGGACUAGGAACAGGGGUGCAACUAUGGGGGGGGGGGGGGGAGGUGGCAGUGUUACGCGAUGCAAAGGAGCCCAGUCGGCCACAAGGGGGUCCCGAAUCAACAGGUAAACAAAUUCAAACAAUAUUAAGAAAGAUUAUUUUAUCAAAAAAAUUAAUAAAGCAGCAUCGAGUUGUGCAAUCCACCUCCUUUCAGGACAUCCUAGACCAAUGGACCGGCAUGCAAGCAAGACGCAGGAUAACUUAAUUGUGAGUAGUGUUGCGCCUUUAAAUAUUGUUAUUAAUAUUGUCACUGUGAGACUGUCUUCUUCUACACCCAAUACACGGUGCAACUAAAAUAAUAUGAGAAUAUAUACAUAGUUAUAGCCUACAUAUUGUAUACCGGUUAAAACAUCCGUAGCUAUUUUAGUAAAAGUGAGUCAGGAGAAAGGAGGGGGGCCCACAGUCGGAUCUUGCAUAGCCCCCCCCCCCCACCCAGUUGAAAUAGGGAGCUGCGCCCAUGACUAGCAAGUGCUGAUAUAACCUGUAAAUGCAGUUACCCAAUCUGAUAUUGAACCCUUGGCCCUAUUAGGUGUUGCCUUAGUUUGGCUCAUAAAGCGUUGGACAAUUCCGUUUCAUGUUUGUGGAAUGCUCAAGUCUUCGUCUAUGCGCAAGCUUUGAUUCAUAUUGUAAGGCGUGAACGUUCACUCAGUUGGUCUUAGCACCAGAAUGACCAAUCAAGGGCCUUCGUAUUUGCACCAUUGUGUAAUUGUCCAACGUCGAGUGAUCUCGGACAUUUCUACAAUAAGAACGUAAGAUAUAACUCCGAUUCCAUGAGAGCGUUGCGAGAAUUAAGAAUCACAAAGUGAGGAGGGAACUUGGGAGUGAUCAAAGUGAAAACAGUCAACCGAUAAAUAAUAACAUAACAAGGAAAGUAUUACUAUGAAUAACAUGAAUAAUACUAUCAAUAACAUUCAUAACAUAUGCAAUCAACAUUAAUCGCAUAAGCAAACCGACUGGAAUGAGGUGCGUGGAGCGAUGACAUCAUACCAGCCAUGUUACGUGCGGAUUUUCUUCCUCGCAGCUGAUUGGCUUGUGAAGUGGCAGUGGGUGCCUAGCAACCGCUGCCACACCCACAGCAUUGUGAUCUCACGUGCACGCGCCCGGAUUUCCUUUGAACGUCGUUCUGUUUUCUCUUGCGGGCGUAUCGGAUCGUACUACAACCGUAGACGAACCAGACUUAAGGGAAAUUUACACGCAUAAUUCUGUACUCAGGCCCCAGGGUGCUACGUUUCAAAACCCUUCUGUGCCCCUUAGUUGUUAGGAUGGUCAAACACCCUGUCAGGGCCUUAUCAGGCUCUCGCCUGAUGAGGCUGGUUCUUAUUACUGGCAAAAGUCGUACUCAAAUUGUAAAUGUUGUGGGCUUACUCUCCAACACGUCGGUGUGUUGAACUAUUAACGAAUUGGCACGUUUUUUAGUGACAAACCUUACUAAUUGGUUGUGUCGGGUGGUGGCGGGUUUAACGACACAUUUAUACUUACGCGAUCUAACCCAAGAACCUAUAUUAUGCAAAGGCAUUCAUUCAGUAGUGGAUUGACAAAGGGCGACAUGUUAUUGUUUUUAUUUCAUGUCAUGUGAAUGUUCGAUUAAUUAUUCAUUAGAAUUUAGCUGUAUGUGAAUGCGAAAUCAGUCAUUGAUUGCACUUAUACGCUUGUGCUGUACGCACAAAGGACGUCUCAAGUGGGAGGCAGCACAGCGAGUAGGUCUCUCCAUUAACAUCUGCAGCAUCAGCAGCAUGUUGAGUGGUCUCUAAACUGCGUGCGUGGUUUUCUCUGGGCACCCACGGUUUCCACCCACGGCAACAUGAAACAUCUGCCGAGCGGGACCCUCCAGAGAAUCAGCCUCGAGGAGACUUGAGACGAGGCUUUAACUGGGGAGGGGGAGAAGACGUCAACGCUAUUUUACUAUUUACGGACAGCGCGUGCACAACACAAACAUUCACGGAUGUGUUCACGUCAAACCGAUUCGUCACUCACCGUGCGAAGGUGGAGCACACUGCUCGGACGUUGUCCGUUCGCAAUCUGCGUAACUCGCCGUACCCCGACCCACCAAAGCCCUCACCUCCCCCCUUGUCCAUGGGCCACAGCCGACAUCGGUAUCACCGAAGGAUGGCACAACCCUCGUAGUACUGAUUCAUUGACAUGGCCAAUACGAGUGAAUAACUUUGAUAAGCACACUUAUCACGUAGCUCACCGCGUUAUUGGCCACGUACAUAAUUUGGAACCAUCAAAGUUCCAACAAGUGAAAUAUCUAUCUACUCCGGGCUCAUGGACUGCCCCCGACUUCCCUUUGGCUCUUUAAAAUUUGCACUGUGCUUUAUAUUUUUAAUAUAUAUAAACUAUAUGCUGUAAAUGAUUUUGUAAUAUUGAAAUUAUAUCGAUUAAUAAAGAUGAUGGUGAUGACGAUGA